CUUUAAACUUUAAAAUCCCUAAUAAAGUCCAAAGCCUCCAGAGCUUACUUCUGAGUGGGCUACAGGCAGCAGUUUUUCUGUAAUGAUAGGGAUGAGCUGAAAACGAGUGAAAAUACAAGAAAGCAAAAUGAAAAUCUUUGUUGUUUGGCAGGAAAACAGAUCUCGAGGCCAGCCACAUUUUUCCCGAUUUAACCUUGCAGAAAACCUGCCUGAAGGCGCUACUAGAGUCCAGCCCAAUAGGCCGGAAAUAGAAGGAACCAACACCAGUCUCAAGUUGCCUCUGACAGCUCCAGAAGCCUUGAAAUAUUUUAGAAACCAGUUAACAGUUUAUGAGCAAGAAGAAAUUCUCAACUAUGCAGAGCUGUGGUUUCUUGGGCUGGAAGCUAAAAAGAUUGAAGGGUUACCUGAAACACAGAAUAAUAAUUGUUAUGAUGACGAACAUGGCACUUACAUAAAGGUCCUACAUGACCAUAUCGCAUACCGCUACGAAGUGCUAGAGGUCAUUGGGAAAGGGUCGUUUGGACAAGUAGCAAAAUGUUUGGAUCAUAAAACCAAUGAACUAGUGGCAGUGAAAAUAAUAAGGAACAAGAAAAGAUUUCACAAUCAGGCUUUGGUAGAAGUGAAGAUUCUCGAUGCUCUUCGGAAGAAGGACAAAGACAAUACUCACAAUGUUGUCCAUAUGAAGGAAUGCUUUUACUUUCGCAAUCACUUCUGCAUUUCUUUUGAACUGCUAGGAAUAAAUUUGUAUCAGCUGAUCAAAAAGAACAAGUUCCAAGGUUUUAGUUUGUCUUUGAUUCGACGAUUCACUCAGUGUGUGCUGAGAUGUUUACAAAUGCUCUACCGGGAAAAAAUUAUCCACUGUGACUUGAAACCUGAGAACAUAUUGCUAUACCACAAAGGUCAAAAUUCAGUUAAAGUUAUUGACUUUGGAUCAAGCUGCUAUGAACACCAAAGAGUGUAUACGUAUGUUCAGAGCCGAUUUUAUCGCUCCCCCGAAGUGAUUCUUGGUCACCCGUAUGCUACUCCUAUUGAUAUGUGGAGCCUGGGAUGCAUCAUGGCUGAACUUUACACAGGCUAUCCCCUUUUUCCCGGAGAGAAUGAAGUAGAGCAACUUGCCUGCAUCAUGGAGAUAUUGGGUCUUCCACCAGCUGAUUUUAUUCAGACUGCAUCAAGAAGACGAACAUUCUUUGAUUCCAGAGGUUUUCCUAGAACUAUAACAAACAGCAGGGGGAAAAAAAGACACCCAGACUCCAAAGAUCUAAGUAUGGUAUUAAAAACCCAUGAUGCUGCUUUCCUGGAUUUUCUGAGAGGCUGCCUAAUGUGGGAACCUGCCCUCCGCAUGACUCCAGAUGAAGCAAUGCAGCACACAUGGAUCCAGGAACCACGAAUACAUAAAUCAAAACAAAAUCCCCACUCUGCAAGUGAAAGCUCCUUCUUCACACUAGAGAAGAAGGAGAAUGUACAUAAACACACACUGCCUGGACAAGGAGAAGAAAACACCUGUCAAGAUAUGGUUGAUAAAGUAAAAUGUGAAAUGACUGAAAAUCCUACUGCUGCAACUGAAAGACUAACUCUCAAUGCACGUUCCUCAGACACAAUGGAAAAUAAAGCGCAGAACACAACCAAACAGGUUAUUCCAGAGGAAGAUCUGGAAAGCCCAGUGGAAAAAGCUAUCAAAAGAGACAAAGCAGGACAUAGUAGUGAAACAGCUCUUCACAAAAAUUCAAUGUUCUUACCACCAAUUAAGUAACAUUCUGCACAAGCAGCUACUGGUCUGGUUUCUAUACCUGCCUGGUAUGUUUUGUAGGUAACCAUUUAACUGUACAAUAUUCAAGAACAUCAUUUUAAAUUAUAACUCUCCACACAUGGGCUGUGCACAUUUGUAGACAUUUUUAACCUAGAUUAGUCCAGGUAACCAAAGCAGAAUGUGCGUUGAACGUUCCUGAACGUUACCAACAUUCUUGUUGUGAUCAGAGAUUCUUCACAACCCACAGCAAUAUUUUUAAUAAAAAGGAGACUCUAGAGGUGGAUAGAGACUUAUUCUUGAUAUUAUACUGGGCACUUGCAUUUAAGGACUCCUGCUUCUUGGGAGUUAAAAGCCUAGAAACCGCAGAGAUCAUAGGGUCUGAAUCUCACCCCAUUUAAACCAAUAUAAAUCAUAAAUAAUUCUACUGAGAUUAGUGGAUUUAUACCAGUGUAAAUGAGAGAAGAAUCAAAUUCAUAGUGUCUCCCUCUCUGAGAGGGGAGAGUCAGAUAUGGGCCACUGGCAGAACCUCUCAACAGAAUUAGAAACCCAAGUUAAGUUCUAUAGUGAGGUGCAGACUGCAGACCAGGUAUUUAUAAAAGGCAACAGGAGAGAAGGCUAACAAGCCAUGGUGUGCAUUACACCCUUCUACAGGGACCCCAUUCCCUUUUAUAUCAAACCAGAAGGGUGGAUGAAAGAGAGAGUCAAUGUCCAGGUGAAUGAGCCCUCAAAGAGAGGCUGACUUAAUUCAUAACAAAAUCAGAUUUAUAUGACUGCCAGCCCCAGUCGUUAACCUAUCUUUUGACAUGUCUGUACAGCACCCAGCACAAUAGGGAUCUUAUCCCUGACUGAGGCAAUAGGUGUUACAAAUAAGAGUAAUAAGGGAGCUGUCCUGCAGGAUACAGGGAAUACCCUCUCAGUGCUCUCACCGUGUUCCCAGAGCAGAAGAGCAAUUGGGUGGGUUACUGGAGUCAUACUAUCACACAUAGGCUCUACAGGCAGGAAAAAAUCCUGCAGGACAUAGGAAUGAUCAUAACAAUGAUCUCACAAAGGACCAAGCCAGGGAAACUGUCCUGUAGGAUACAGGGUGACUGUAUCAGUGACUUCCCAGAAGCCCCAUACCAGGUGAGCUUUCCUACAGAAUAGAGGGUUGACUGUAUCAAUGACCUCACAGAGGUGUUGGGCAAGUAAACUGUCCUGGAAGAUAUGAAUUAAGUCAGCCUAUAUCAUGUAUCUUAGAAAAUGUUUGUGCUAAGGGCAAGGGUGCAAGGAACUGCUAAGAGCCAGCAAAGGCAUGAAGGCAAGAGGAUAAAUUGGAUGUCAGAGAUAGAGAGAGCACAGAGUUCAGCAACUGGAACUGUUUGAAGUACUAUCUACAUACCAUCAGGUUCCUGCUUGACACUGGAAACUAUGGGAAGCCCAUGAGUAUUCAACUGAAAUGCUGAUUACCUGUCGGACACUGCUGAUAGUUCUCACAACAUUACCACCUGAAACAUCCCUGCAAUCAAACACUGAAAAACAGACUAUCACCACCUUUAGAAUUGUAGUUGAAUGGCAGAGGGGGAAUUCAGGCUGUUUGAAUUUGAUUAUUAUUCAUUCUCCCUAGCUAUUGUGCUU
Chrysemys picta bellii (western painted turtle) is the source of this 3361-nucleotide messenger RNA. It is a transcript of the gene DYRK4, whose product is annotated as dual specificity tyrosine phosphorylation regulated kinase 4. Gene Ontology annotation, cellular component: cytoskeleton; cytoplasm; nucleus. NCBI's taxonomy places the organism in Eukaryota, Metazoa, Chordata, Testudines, Emydidae. The record is from RefSeq and is a predicted model, not a curated record. Gene Ontology annotation, molecular function: protein serine/threonine kinase activity; protein serine/threonine/tyrosine kinase activity; ATP binding. Gene Ontology annotation, biological process: peptidyl-threonine phosphorylation; peptidyl-serine phosphorylation.